Molecule: messenger RNA, 1437 nt
Organism: Ciona intestinalis (vase tunicate)
Lineage: Eukaryota; Metazoa; Chordata; Ascidiacea; Phlebobranchia; Cionidae
Source: RefSeq, a predicted model, not a curated record
AAUGGUGGAAUUUUACAUUAUAAUUGCUAUAUACUGAUUUUUAUGAUGAAAACGAAGCCACAGUUUUAUAUUGAAAAUCUUUUGGCUGAAGACAAGAAAACAACCCGGACGAAUUUAUCGAAAGAAACUUCAAGAAAUGAUGAACAUCGUUUGGAUGCACGAGGAGGGCAGAGCCAAAUCUCCGGGAGUUCUUCCGAUGUCUACUUCGCGGUCGAUGGCGAGAGCAAAGUUCGAAGUAGGGCACAAUCACCACUUCCGAUAUCGGUGCGUUCUGAGAACACCAACGGUGGUAAAAGAAUCGCUGAGCGCUUAACCAUCAACGAUAGACAAGCAACUGCCAUCAGAAGUGAUUUUAUUUUGAGAGGAAAGGAACCAGCGGUCGCUGAUGUAAUGCAGCCAUCAUGGCAGUUAAACUGUUUCAAUGAACGUGGCUUACCGUUUAGCCCACUGUCGGUAAUUUACGGCCAAAAGCGAAAGCCGCAUCGUGUGCAACAGGACCUUAAACACAGUGGGCUAAUUGAGCAAUUAAACUCAUACCGCUUGCCCAACAACGCACAAUAUUUAUUUCCUGGUUGUUCUACAUGCUGUGAGACGAGUGGUGGUCAUUUACUUGCUAAACCUCGCUGCGAUUUCUCUCAUUUCGACAACUCAUCCAUACAUUGGUGUUGGAGCCACCAACAAGCUUUAACGGCGCUCGCACUUCGACAGAAAACACUGAAAACCUUCAACUCGUUCCCGAGUUACGUUUUACCGCAGCCUACCUUCCAUCCGUCCGCCUUCCAAUACACUUUUGAAAACGCGGCUCUUCUGGGCAUACAGAGGGACACCUGUCAAUCAAACGAGCGCAGAAUGCUAAGAGAGCAAGCUGGAAAAAUUCCGAACUAUUUCAAUGGAAAUUCUCUUCGUAGCAAAAGUUUUAUUCGAAACGAAAAACUACUCCCCGCGACGCGCGAGCAGCUAUCAGCGUAUGAUAUACUGUCUGAUAAGGCCAUCUACGACGGCGAUCUGCCCGACCGCCAUAUUGUACACGCUGAAGGCCGGGAGGCGUCCAGGCCUAUGUCGGGGUGUUACGCAACAUUUGAUUCUUCACACAAUGAGUCGUCGCUAUCAGAUGUAUCAGUGUUAUCGGCCAAGUCCAACGAAACGAACCCAGAAAUAUCGAAUUCUUCGUUUCAGUUGAACGUUAGUGGGGAAACGAGGAAAAACAAUUUCAGUUGCGGGAUCUGCGGAAAGACGUUCAAGGCACAAUACAACUUGACCCGUCACAUGCCUGUACACACAGGGGCGCGACCUUUCGUUUGUAAAGUUUGUGGGAAAGGAUUCCGACAAGCGAGUACAUUAUCUACAACCUUACGUUCCACAUGCACACCCAUAAGGAGAUCAAACCGUUUACUUGCACCGUGUGCGGGAAGGGAUUCUGCAGAAAUUUCGACCUAA